This is a messenger RNA of Aricia agestis (brown argus), 538 nucleotides long. Its product is annotated as dopamine D2-like receptor. Bases 2 to 538 code for a protein of 178 amino acids. Gene Ontology annotation, molecular function: dopamine neurotransmitter receptor activity, coupled via Gi/Go; G protein-coupled receptor activity. Gene Ontology annotation, biological process: adenylate cyclase-activating adrenergic receptor signaling pathway. Gene Ontology annotation, cellular component: membrane. The transcript has a single exon. The record is from RefSeq and is a predicted model, not a curated record. Lineage: Eukaryota; Metazoa; Arthropoda; Insecta; Lepidoptera; Lycaenidae.
AAUGGCAAACCCGAAACCACCAUAUCAUUACAACACGACUUAUAAUACCUACUUUUAUCCGUCUAAGAGGCCCCCCGACGGCGUAGACGCGAUCGUAGAGAUCAACACAAUACCAAGUGCGAACGGUCAUGUUAAAAAUAGUAGCAAGGAUGCGAGUGAUUUCUUAAUGCUAGUCGAUGAUUUUAGUGAUUAUUUUUAUGGGAACGCGAGUCACGACGUAUUCACGAUAAACAACAGCAGCAUAGACGUCUUGAACGAUGUGUACACGAACUGCACUUUCAACGGGACGUUUAACGUGUCGUGUUUCGGGCGGGGCGACGUGCCGCCGCAGUACAAUUUCUGGGCGCUGCUGCUGUUGAUCUUCCCGUUUUUUACGCUGUUCGGUAAUGUGCUAGUGAUAAUGAGUGUAGUGAGGGAGAGGACGCUUCAGACGGUGACUAACUACUUCAUCGUGAGCCUCGCGUUAGCGGAUCUGCUGGUGGCAGUCGUCGUGAUGCCAUUUGGAGUAUAUUAUUUGGUAAGCUUAGAGAUAAAAUAG